CCCUUGGCUAAAUCAAUAAGUUGUUAGUUGCUAGGUUAGCCAUUUUGAAUAAACAGUUUCAUAGUGGCGCCUAGAGACAAGAAGGGGGCAAUACGUUUUGCAAGGAAGCUCGGGCAAGCGAAGUGUGUUUGAGUACUAAAUUGUUUAAAUUGCCCAAUAGUUCUUACUUAAUCAUGGGUAAACGAUGUGUAUGUGAAAUAUGCACUUGUGGGUAAGUACAUUUUUAAUAAUAAAUUAAAUAUUAAGAUCAAGUUUGAUUAUUUUCAAGUUUUUUAAAGUAAAUAAAGUAAAUUAAAGUUAAAGUAAGUAUUUUUGCUUACUUAAAGUAGUUAAAUUAAAUGGGUUUGCUUGCUCAUAUUAGCUGAGGCAGUGAGACUUUCUGAAAUCUUAUUCUUUGUUCUUACCGUCUGAUGCCUUUAACUUAAACCAAGUUUCUGUAAGGGCCCUAUGCUGGCCUUACUUAAAUUAUAAUCAUUUAAUCAAUGACUACUACGGUCUACUAGGACUAGGAUACUUGAUUAUUGCCACUGAAAUUUAAAUAUAGGCUUAUUAGUUUUUAUUUUACCAUUUACACUCUUAUUUAACCACCUUGAAUCUUUGAUUUUGACAAUGAUAAUAAUAAUGGAUCUCAAUUAAAUUUUAAAAUUUUAAAUUUAAAGUGUAAUUUUGCUAAAUAUUUUUUUAAGUUUAUUAUUUACAUGCCAUGCCUAUUCAUAUUUAAGUAGAGUUUCUAUUUUAAAAAAUACUGUGCCAGGAACUGUGGGGAUAUGACAAUUUUUUUCUAAGUUUUGUGGUAAUUUUCUGAAAUAAUCCAGGGAUUUCAAGCCGCUUGUUAGCAACUGGGCUUCUCAGUGACAUAGAGCACAUAUUUUUGCAUUUGUAUUAAUCAAACACAAAACAAUCCACAGUGGUCUGUUGAAAAUUUUUCUUUACGUGGUUCCUGGUUUCAAAUAGUCAGUAACUAUGACUAAGCUAUUAAAAAUUUUUAAAAAGCAAAUUUAACUGGAAACUCAAGGUAAACGAAGUGUUAAAAAAAAUUAUAUAGGCAAAAAAAUGUUUAACAUCUAAUAAUAAAAUAAGACAUUUUUAACACAAAUAUUUGUAAAGCUUUAAGAAAAACUGUUCUAGGGUUUUUCAUUUAAUGCUGGAUGACUGGAUGGACAUACAGCCUGACAAAUCUCAUUAAGAUAUUUAUAAAACAUCAUGUGGCUAAAAGCUGUUAGUUCAUUCUAAGUUAAUGUGAGCCAGCAUAGUGUGUCUUAACCUACACAAAAACAUGUUUAAAACUGUAUUGUAGGAACCAUUUUACAAACCAAUUGCAACUGCUAUCUGCUAUAUAUUUGCGGAAACACAUUGUUAGGAGCUAUGUUUUAUGAAGACGUUGUCUAAAUAUAGUAGCAUUAUGUAAAGCGAUGGGACGUUUUGCAGUCUUAGAAAUGGUAAACCCUAUUGGAAAAGAAAUCCAAGCAUAAUUUCAAGCUUUGUAAAUCAUUAUGUUACCCUUUAUGAUGCCAAAAAUGUUUUAUGAUUAGAAAAAUAAUGUGUAAUUUGAAUUAUUCAUCACUUUAGUCUUGCUGACACUAAACCUGAAAAUUUGAACAUUUAAAUAUCAAAUUCAAAUUUUUCUUGUCAUCCAAGAAAACGAGCAUUAAUACCAAUUAUCCCAUCUUUGUAUUAGUCUAGUCACAGAGAGUUCCUAUAAGUAUACAAACAAAAUUAUAAAAAGAAAAUUUUAGAUGCUAUCUAACAAUAACUCUUUCAUUAAAAAAAUACAUAAAGUUCUAUUAAAAGUAAAUAAAAUUAUUAUAGGCCUACUUCUUGAUUUUCUUAUUUCAUGUUAGUAACCAAAAGUAAAAAGAUAUGUUUUCUUGUAUAGUAUGGGCAAUUUAGACUAUACAAAUGUUCCUUGAGAUUUUUACAAAUGUUACAAGUGGAUUAGCAAAUUUAAUUUGAAAAAAAAAUAUUUUUUCCAUCAUGUUAAUCUUUGAGAUUACUAAAAAAAAUAAUAUAAUUACUAUCUGGAGAAGAUAAGAAAAUUAAAAAAUCAAAAUUUUAAAAUGCAACCAUUUAUCAUAUUAAAUGUACUGAAAUCAAACAAAAUGCAAUGUGGGGUGGCUAUUUAAUUAUUUAAAAAAAAACUUAUGAUUGUUAACAUUCAGUGUUUUUAACUUUAUUUUAAUGUCUACCAAGAAUUAGAUAUUGCUAAUAAUGAAAAUUUAUUUAGAAACAACGUACACAAUUUUAUGCAAAAAGAUUAAAUGUGACUAAAAUGUAUUCAAAGUUAUACUCAGUUUCUUUUGAGUAAGAUUUCAACUGUGAAUUAAAUUUUUUAUUGACAUUAACUCUCUGCAGUCCGACUAUAGAGAAAUGGUACAUAUAAGUACCAUAGAUUUUGUGGGUGGGUUAUUUAUUUUUUAACUUUUUUUUUUAUUGAAAAAAAUUAUUAAUUAUAUUUUAAUAAUUUGUUUCAUUGGCUUAAGUAUUUGUAAAAAAAUUAAAAUUAUUACAAAAUUUGAAAUUACUAUUUAAAAAAAAUAUUUUUGGAAAUUUAUUCAGCGCGGAGUAUCCCUUGAAAGCUUCGCAGAUUUCCAAAAAAACAAAAAAUAUAAGUCUCACAAAAAAAAUUAAAUAGUAGUAUGAAUAUUGUCAAAUGAUUUUAAUUUCCCGAUUUAUCAAGGAGUUAUUUGUUUGUCUAAAGCAAUGUAUCCAAAUGGAGACUCUAAUCAUGAAAUUUAUCACGAUUUGCAUAUAAAAGUACCGACUAAUGCUAUCGUAAACAAGUAAGCUUAAUUUUAAUUAUCAUUUCCCGACUUUAAAAUUAAUAAUAAAACAAUAAAGUGAUAUUUUUAUAAUUUUAAUUGGCUGAAGUAUAUAUUAUCCAUUUAUACUUACAUUGAUGUAUUCUAUUUGAAUUUUAUUGAGUUUCAAUAAUUAUAUAAUAAAUAAAUAGCGUCGCUAUGCGAAAUAAAUAUUUUAAAAAAAUAGCGGAAAAUUUCGGUCGAUUGGAACUUGCGUAAUUAAAUAAAUUUAAAGUUAAGGACUUCUGAGUUAUUAACUAAAUAUAUUUCUUUAAAAUAUGUUACAGCCAAGAAUAAUCUUCUAAAUUUUCUAAUAUUGCAUAGUAGAAAUGUGUUUAAAUUUAAUUAUCAUUAUCGCUAGUCACUAGUAUUAGUAGAGACUACUGUCGGCAGAAUAAAAAAAAAAACAUUUAUGUUUUUAUUAAAAGCUCUCUAACUCUAUUGGGAAGGAGGAGAGAGAGACAAAAAUGCAGAUAUUGGAUCAAGAAGCCCUUAUUCCUUAUUGAUCCUAAAUAUUAAGCCUGGACUCCACCCUUUUACUGAGUUACAGAGUUACUGGAUGAAUAUCUUUGAAGAUUUUACCCUAAAAACAAGUGGUGGUAAGUUUUAAUCUAAUCACUUGGUAGCAAAAUGCAUAAAGAAUAAACUCACAAUAUUGUUAUAACAUAUGUUAUAAUGUAUUUUCUAUGUACAAUGGUUUACUUUUAUACUAAUUUAGGCACUUGGACUAGGAUUAAUGGUAUUUUCCCUUACUGAUAGCAUACCAUUACUGAUACCAUUAGUGUUAAUUUAUUUAUGAAUCAAUCAAAUUUUUUUUUUCCACAGGUUCUUUAUUGAGUGAAUAUUCUGUGGUGAAAAAUCUUACCUAAUCUUAUGUAGAAAUCAAGUCCAGGACAAGCUUUUAUUUAUCAAAUAUAAUUAUUAUAAUAAAACUGCAGACUGUUUUAAGAAAUAAUAUUUGUUCAGAGUCCAUAAAUAUAAUUAAGGAAUAAUGUAGUUUAUCAGCCUGUGUUAUGUGAGGAUUAUAACAAAGAUAUAUAAAAAUGCCGGUACAUGGGAAAAAAUAGAUCACAUUAGUGAGGAAUGGAUCGUAUUUGACAUGUAUAUCAAAAUUAGCAUUAUUGUACUGAUACAUUUUAAUUUUUUUUAACUUUAACAUCAGCGAAUACCGCUAUUUUAAAAUUAAAAAAAAAAAAAUUGACUCUUGUUUUGAGUUAUUUAUAUAUUCAUCAAAUUUUACUUAGUCAUCUUUUACUCAAGAAUUAUUAAGAAAUAUAUUUAAUAUACAAAUCUAUAAGCUAUGAGACCCAUUUUUUAAAAUAUAUUACAUACAAAACAUAAUUUUCAUUAAAAGAAAAAUUAUAGUGCAUUUUUUAGGAAAAAAAGACAAAAUAUAGGUUUUGCUAAAAUGUUGACAACUUUUUGAUUGUUCAAAGAAUUUUUGUCAUGUUUGACUAUGAAUUGUAUAAGUUGAUGAAGUAUUUUAUUUAAAUAAAUUUUAAAUCUUUUAUAACAAGGAUUUUUUUUUUCCUUCAUACUGUGUAAAGAUUUGGUCAAAUUUUUGCAUAAAAUGAAAAAAAAUAAUUCUCCAAUAAUGUUUCAAUUAUUUUUAUAACUAAGAAAAUAAAAUAUACAAAAAAUAUCUUAUGAUAGCCGAGUCAAAGAUGAACAAGUUAAUAUAUUUAACUGAUCAGAUCAGAGCUAUUUCAGAUCAGUUAAUUAAUUAUUUUAAAAAAUCACAUUAAGAUUUUUAAGAAAUGUGAAAAAAACGUCAGACUGCAGAGAGUUAACCAAUCUCAUUGCUCUGCUAAAGACCUACUAAUAAUAAAUAGUAAAAUUAAAACAUUUUUUCUUUGCAAAAAUUAAAAAUGGUUGUUACAAAAUUCUGUACUAAAUUAAUAUAAAAUGAAAUUAAAGACAAAACUAGAUAUUUAAUUAAAAUCAUAGCUUAGCUGUUAAAAAAUAGAAGACACAUUACUCCUUCUUCUAUAUUUUGAGGGCCCACGAUCAAUGCAUUAAUCAUUCUGGCACCUAGCUUUAUUGUUAAGUGUAUGGUAAUUAAAUUAAUCCAAAACAUUAAUGCUAAAAAAUCUAUUUAUCUAACCAUUUUUAUUAUUGUUAUCAAUGUUUAACUGUAAAAUUUCUUCAUACCAGACGCCAUCACUGCCCUCAUCGUCCAUGGCGUCCAGGAGGUGACUAUGGGGAAUGUUUAGUUACAUCCUACAAUACUGCCUAUAAGCCACAUCCACUUCAACCCCGGGAAAGCUGCAAACCAGAUCAAUCUGCUCUUCGCAGUGAAGAGCCACUUUCAGACAAAACAACAUUUCGGUGAGACAUUAGAAUGGAUAUCAUUUCAUUUUGGUUGAUGACAUGAAUUUCAUUUUUCAUAAUACAUAUGUAAAAGAUUUUUCAAAAUUUUAAUGCUAUCUUCAAAAUUGUGUUACAGUACUGAUUACAUCAAGCAUCCUCUCGAUAAGCCAUAUGCUCAUCAGCAUGAGCCAUAUAAGAGGCCUGAUGGGGAUCUAGACACUUUGACAUCAUACCAUAGAGACUAUACAGGUAUUUUUAACAUUUAAGUUUAUCAAUUUAUUAUCAUUUGAUUAUUUUUUUAAGAGCAUCAAUAAUUUUAUUAAUUUCAGUUAGCCUCUAUAUAAAGGUUAAUUAAAAAAAUUCUUCUUCAUGUAUUGUUGUUGAAUGUUUUGAAUAAAUUAUAUUUUUUAAUAAAUGAGUAGAUUUGUAAGGUUUUUUAAUUUAAUUAUGCCUUUUUGUUUUUAAUGUUAACAGAGAAACAUGCCCCUCCAGCUCAAAUGAUUAAGCAUGAAGGACAGAGGCAGACUCAAGCAAAGUUUGAGGGUGAACCCACUUAUAAAAGUAAGUCUCAAAGGCAUUUGACUUCAUAAAAUAUUCAAUAGAGUAAUGGAGCAAGUGCUAAAAGUUGGAUAUAAAAGGAAAAAUUAAAUCAUAACUUCAAAUCUAAAAAAAAAACACAAAUAUUUUGAAAUAUGUCUGCUUAAAGAGAGAUUUAAAAAUUGUAAAACAAUUAAAAUGUGUCUUAAAUAGAUAUAUUUUUAAUUAUUUAAGCGCAAAAAAUGCAAAUACAUAUUCUAAAAGAUCAUAUAAGUAAUUCUUUGUGGUGGCUGACAACCCCUUUGAAUUAUUUAGAAACUUAACAUUUUUCAUUACAUUUUUUACUUUUACAAUAUAACUGAUAUUUCACUUCUUGCCUAAAAUAUGUUAAUCGUAAUUUUAAACUAAUAAUACUAAUGCUACAUGCCACUUUCCGAAAUUCUCAUUUAGGUCAAUCUACUUAAAUGUUAGCUUAAUAAUUAAAGAAAUUUCUAAAAACUACUUUAGGGAGCAUGGAAGCUUAAUGACACACCAGUAAUAAUGUGAUCAUAUCAUUCAUGAAUAAAAUUGAAGCUCUCAAUCUGUUAUUGGCCACUGCUCCACAUCAAAAUAUUUUAGUUUCUUAAGAAGUUGUACUUAUUUAAACUUCAAUAUUGACUUUCUUAAAAUACUAGUUAUGUAACAGACCCAAAAACUCAACUCUCAUGUGAGUCAGAGUUUUACUGUAACUCAUUGGAAAUAAAAUGUUGACAUAAAAAGAGUUAAGAGAUGAAUUACCUUUGGUUUUCAAUGUAACUAAUUUGAUAAAUUGAGAAAAUCCAGGGGCAAAAAAAAUGCUUUAUAAAGUUUUUAUUCGCCUUUUAUUCUUUGUCUCGUAACUUUGAAGAAUAGAUUUUAACCAACUGAAUUUUUUUCUGCUAGUUGACUACAAGAAGUGGCCCAUUGAAAGACAUCAGCCAAAGGCACAGGAUGGCUGGGCUCCCCCUUCACAACCCUUUGAAGGACAGAGCACAUUCACUCGUGAUUAUCGUAAGUACAAUGAACCACCCCGCAAGAGCAUGAAACCAGCUGAAGCCAACCAGAUGUCUGAUGCACCUUUUGAUGGAAACACAGGAUAUCGUGAUGACUAUAUCCGUCAUCCACUACAACUUCGGGAAGCCAGAGAGAAGGAUCCCUAUAAAGCCCCUGCUGUACCAUUUGAUGGGAUGACUACUUUCAACAGAGAUUACACCAAAAAACAGGCCCUUAAAACGGAAUCAUGCAAGCCAAAUUCUGAAGCUUUCCAGUCAGAUGCACCUCUUGAUGACCUCACCACUUUUAAGAAUGAUUACAGGAAAUGGAAUGGAGAGAAACCAUACAUUCAUCAUCCUGAACAAUACAGGAAGCCAGAAGGAGAGAUGGAUCACAAUACCACUCACCGCAUUCAAUACAAAGCACACCCAUUGCAGAAGGUUGCUCUGAUGAAGCCAGGGGAAGGAAAUGUCAUGUCAAAAGGUGAGUUUAACGGACUUACUAACUACACGAGCGACUACAAGCCUUGGGGACUUCAGAGAGAGAUGCCUAAACCUAGGGAAAGCUGGGUACCUAGUAAUGUACCAUUUGAUGGCACGGCCACAUACAGAGCACAUUACAUUCCCCACUCCAUAGCACCAACGAAGAGCAUGAAACCAGAUGCAACGGCUUUGACAAGUGAUGCACCAUUUGAUGACACGACCAUGUAUCGUAGUGAGUAUGUCAGAAAACAUGCAGAGAUCUGUCCGGCUGCUAUACUUGAUGCUAAUACUUCCAGGUUCAAGUAUGUGGAGACAGAUCCCCAAGGACACAGGCAGUAUGUCCCACUUUAUGAGCAGACAACCCCACUCAGGAAUAGUGUAAACACCUUACCAAAAAUCCCAGCAGGUUUGGUUGCAGCUUAAUACUAGCUCUUAAAAAUUAAUUAGUAGUCAAUGUUUCAGAUUUGUAAAAUACUUUUUAAAUGCUACUUAAAGGAAUGAAUAAGCAUGAAAGCAAUUUCAAAGUAUGAAUAAUCAUUUAUAACUAAAACUUUACUACAUUUUCAACCACUUUACUACUGGUAUACAACAGUAGUUCAGUUGUCAUGGUAACAUCAAUCUUUUAUUCUAUAAAAAUAUUUUACUAUUAAGCUAGAAUCUACCUGAAUAUGCUAGGUUAUAACUUUUACUUUAAUAAAACCUGAAUACAUAUGGCAAAAAAAAAUUAUUUUGUUUACAAUUAUUUUAAUCAGUCUGAAUCUAAAGCAAUUAUUCUUAAUCUUUCAGUAGAUGGUUUGUUUCCUAGUGACUUCAAAAUUAAAUUACAUAAUAAUGUAAUGUUUAAAAUUAAAAAUGUUUAACUGUUACAUCUUAAAAUUUAGAAAACUACAGAUUACUAGCUUUUAAAUAUCAACAAAUUUUCUAUUCAAAAGAGAGUUAGUAAGUUUCUAAGUUGUUUGUAAUCUCCUGUCCUGGAGUAAGCAUCUGUGCAGUUUCAAUACUAUUAAAAUGAUGGAUAUUUAAUUAAUUAUCUAUGUUCCCCUGAAGUCUGAAGUUUGACUGGUGUAAAGCUCUUCAUGUGUUGUAAUCAUUUGUUUUAGAUAUAUAUUUGUGAAACCUGUUUUUUCUAUAGACAAUCAUGAAAUAAUUAUCUACACAUUUUAAUUACUUAGAGAUGGAAACAAAUAUGUUCUUAUCAUGAUAAGAUAAAUAUUAAUUAGUUCACUUUCAAGUGGCUACUAAUGUAAUAGUUAAAAAGACAAAAGGGCUGAAUGUAUGAGAUGAGUAUGUGGUAUUAUAAAUUUAUAUCAAGAAAGUAAAUUUAGAAACCAGAAAAUAAAAAAAAAUAUAUUGGGAAAUGUAAAUAAAGACAAAUUCAUUACAAAAUAAAAUAGUUUCCAUAAGUUAUCUGAAUUCAAAUUGUAUUUUCUAUAAAAUAUAUAGAAGAUCAAUAAAUAGAAACAAAAAUAAUUUGAGAGAGAAUGGGUUGAAUUUUUGUAUGUGGCUUUGUUCUAUGUUCCAAGAAAAACUCCCAGCUUUCACUGCUAUUUACUGCUGCAAACAUCAGUUAAACAGUUAAGUAAAACCUAUAAUAUAAAUUGCUAAUUUAAAUAUUUUGAUUGAAAGUUUAAAAUUGCACCAGUUUCAUGCAAGACUUCAGAUCAUUUUUUCUCUCAUUACAAUUAAUAAUUUGAUAUUUUAUAUGUUCCAUAUUUGAUAAUUACAUUAUAUGGAAAAUUUAGCAACCAAACAAAUUUACACUUUGUAAAACCAACUGUAUUAUAUCUCUAAACAGAACUGUAUCCAUAAAUUAUAAUUUUAAAAAUGUGUGUGCAAAUUUACAAUGCAUUAUUUAUAAUGCAUCUGUACAUGAAUAAGAACAUCUGUGAUAUGAAAAAUCUUUUAUCAUUGGUUGACUGUGAUAUUUACAUAAAAUAUGUUGAUUUUUUUUUUUUUCAUUGUCCAGCACUUUUUAAAAAUAAAGAGCUAAAUAUUGGAAAGUUUGAUACACAUUUGUGUGUCAUUAUGAGCCCACCAUCUGAUGACAAAAGAUAGUGUUAUUUUAAACAAGAUAAAGAAUGUAACCCCUGCAAAUUAGUUUUAACCAAAAAGAAACUAUUUUAAAUACAUCAUUACUAUAGUAUAUUUCAUUAUUUGGUAAAAUUUGUUGAUGAAUAAUAGAUCAUUUAAUUGUAUCUAGCUCCUUUUGUAAAAAUGUUGAAAAGUUAUAUGGAGUUUGACUAGGCAGGCCUACAUAUCUAUGUACCUUGAAUAGUUGAGGUUACAAGUCUAAACAUUCACUGAGCAAUGUUAGCUUAUAGUGUUCUUAAUUAUUUUCUUUUUAAAUGCUGGCCUCACUGCAUACAGAUAGGAAUCUCAGUUCCAGCUAAAUGUUUAUACAGCAAUAAUGUUGCAAAUUGUUCCCAUUGAACUCCAUGACAUUUCUUCCAGUCAUGUUUUAGCUGUAAAAAGAAUAUUAUCACAUACAUUGCUGGAGUUAAACCAAAAAAAACCUACAUCCAUUUGUUUUAUUUCAAUGAUAAAACGGUGAAACUGCUGAUUUGCUAUUAUUUUUAAAAUCAAAUUUCUCUCUAUUUUUUUAAUAUUUUUUUUUGGUGAGCCUCUUGAAUGAAUGACUGCCAUCAGAUGCCAUUUUGUAAUGUUAUAAAAUGUUUUAUAAUUAUAUACAGAUAUAGUCUACCUUACAAGAUUUAUUUUUAACUUUUAUUUAUAUAACUCUUUAAUUACCAUAAACUUAUCACACAUUUGUAAAUAAAUAACAGUCAUGUGCUGAACAAAGAGCUAAUAAAUGCUUGUCAUCUUCUCAUUUAAUAUUUCUUUUUUUCGUCUCACAUUUCAUCUCUUGAUUAUUUUUUUGUUCAUUUAUCAAAUUUUUGUUAUAUUUAGUUGGCUAAUACCUGUAUUUCUUUAAAUGUUUGAAAUAUUAGUUAUUUCAUUAAAUUCCUUAGAAAA
Messenger RNA from Lymnaea stagnalis (great pond snail), 10111 nucleotides. Lineage: Eukaryota; Metazoa; Mollusca; Gastropoda; Lymnaeidae. The record is from the annotation of a GenBank genome assembly.